AAACUAAUCGACCACAGAACAGCGAAAGAACUAUCCUCGACCAAUGCAACAUGCCCCAGGAUCUACGGCCAACCGAAAGCGCACAAACCGGACCUCCCGCUCCGCCCCGUCAUCCCCAACAUCACAGCCCCUACGUACAAGCUGGCCAAAUACAUCGCUGAUAUUCUACAAAACUCAUUCCAUAGCCAGUACAGCACGACCAGCUCGUUCGAAUUUUGUGGAGAUGUCAACCAAGUUGUACUUCCGGAGGGAUACAUUAUGAUCUCCCUCGACGUCACCUCACUAUUCACCAAUGUACCGCGACAUCUGGUCAUCAGGAGCAUCAUCAAUCGGUGGAACGAGGUCAAAACACAAAUCAAUCUUGACUUGUUCCUCGAGAUUGUGGAAUACUGUAUGGAAGCUAGCUACUUCUGCUUCGAAGGACGGUAUUUCAAGCAAACAUACGGGACGGCCAUGGGCAGCCCACUGUCGCCCAUUGUGGCAGACAUCGUGUUGGACUCGGUUAUCAAAACAGCUAUGAACUCUCUACCCUUUGAGAUAACCAUCUUUAGAAAAUACGUGGAUGAUAUCUUCAUGGCUAUCCCACGGGAAUGCGUACAACAGGUCCUGGAUGCCUUCAACAGGAUUGAACCGAGGCUACAGUUCACCACCGAAGAAGAAAAAGAGAACCGCCUCCCAUUCCUCGACAUGACGGUCAUUCGUAAUGCAGACCAAACAUUGACGACGGAAUGGUACGCAAAACCAAUAGCCUCAGGUAGAAUGUUGAACUACAAUUCAUUCCACCAGCCUAAGUACAAGAUCAAUGUAGCAAAUAACCUCAUCCACCGAGUAUGCUCGCUCACCCGCAACAAGCCGUUAGAUGAAAUAGCCAAAACGAUUCACCAACAUCUCCGCCAAAACAAUUAUCCGAAGUCGCUCAUCAAUAGACUGCUACACUUGUACAUGAGCAAGCAUCCAACACCCAACGAGAACCACCCACAACCCAACCGCCAACAGCAACAUCAGCCGAUUGAAACCAUCCCUCAUAUCCCUCCGCAACUACCGCCAACCUUGCCAACCAUCAGCGAGAUCAACAACCAACUUCUACAUACAACACCCGGCCGACCAUCCUGCCAGCCAUCUCCCGUACCACCCACAGCAGCAUCAAACACAAACAACCCUACCGAUUUCGUCCAAAGCCAACCAUCAUGUCAGCCACCCACCCUCCCAGUCAUCACAACACCAAAUGACCUGCAACAUCAGCAACCACUCUAUGAUCCCACGAGCGAUAGAAGCGACCAUCCCCAAAUACACGCAAUCACCGACGAUCACCGAACUGCCAACAGCAUCGAGCAUCAAAACACCGUAUGUCCAUCCAACGAUCCUGAAACAACAAGGAAUGAAAAAGUGUACAGGUCGAUUCCGUACAUACCUGCACUCUCGCAACGCAUAACCAAAAUCCUGACCAAAGACUACCCAAACAUCAACAUCACGACUAGACAACACCGGACCAUCAAUCAACUGCAUACCAAAGUUAAAUACCCUGUAAGAAAAACCGAAAUUAAUAAUGUAAUCUAUAAAAUUCCAUGUAACGACUGCGAGAGCUGUUACAUAGGAAUGACCAAAAACAACCUAGGCAAAAGACUCACUGGACACAAAAGCAAUGUGAACAAACUUGAUAAGUUGAUGAACGAUAGUCAGACAAACACUGAAGCAGCUAAAACUACACUAAUAGAGACAACGACAGCCCUAAUCCAACAUUGUAUUGAACACAACCACAGAUUCAACCUUGACCAAACACAAAUUAUUGACCAUAGUUAUAAACAGACAACACUACCAUUUCUCGAAAUGUGUCACAUCACAAACACAGACAAAACAGUGAAUAAGCGAACAGACGUAGAUAGACUUAGCACCACAUACGCAGCUGUGUUGCACAGCAUUAAAACUAUACAGGAACGCAACAAACCGAAUGUAGAACGACAAACCGACGAUGAAACGUAGAUUAUUAGGAUAGGGCACUUUUGCUACCAAUGACCGUUCAAUUAUAUGUGGGGGGUUGUUAGAAGUAGAUUUGCGCCAAACGCGUACAGUCCGUUGCAAAACUAGAUAAACCAAAUAAGUCAUGUACCAACAACAACUCGACAAGACAGUUACAGUUAGACGAAACAUAAGACCAAAAACGAAAAAUUAAUGUAAGUAAUCCAGACGAAUUGUGUAUCCGUAGAUUGUAUCAAAUUAGUACAUGUAUUAAAUUUUAGUACCCCUGAAGAUGACACAAAACCCCAGUGUCGAAACGUCGGGCAAAUAAUAAACCUCGUUUUCCCAAAUUACAAGACUGCGUAGCCGUUUAAAUCGUAGAUUAAAACCCUCAGUCGAUCCUCCAGAAGAUUUUUACAUUAUGUUAUCCGUUUGGAUAUGCUACCUUCGUCAGAUGAAGCGGGCUGCCUCGGUCCCACUGGGAUUCGGUUUGCGAUGGUCCGGAAAAUUUAAAAAUUUAUCUAAGAGUGGUAUGAUUUUUGGUAGGUUAGAUGCUUGAUAGUGUGAAAUAUGUAUCCAAAUUUUCCUAAAAGCAUUUAUUAGUGUGGAUAACAUCAUGAACAAUUCGACAUGUCCCCAGGAGAAUGUCCAAAAUUUGACGUGAAAAUAGGUUUUUGGGGGUAGGUACAAGUCAAGCCCUUAGACAAAAGAGGAGCUUUAGAGAUCGAAUUCCCCCCUCAUAGAAUACACAGUGUCUGUUUUUAAGUUCUCCCUGUUAGCUUUUUCCUCUGCACGGGCUUGUCGCCUUAUCGCAUUUGAACCAUCGACACUCAUGUAGAGCUUUUGUACUGUUACUGUGACAGCGAACAGCACUAAUGUUCAAAUAGCGUGUAGCAUGUUUUGUAGCAAGUUUGUAAUAUUGUUUGAAUUCAAUUACAAUUUGGUGAAAUUUUUUGCUAUUCCCAGAAAUUUUAUCGUGAGCAUUAUUUUUAACAGUAAAGCACCUUUUCCUCUGCAAACCUCUUAGCCUCUAUCUCUAACUCGCGGUCUUUAAUCAUCGAUUUCUCCUGCAUAAUCUGUCUAGCUAGAAUCUGCUUUUCCUCCUCUAACUCUAGUUCCUCUAAUGGAUCACUAAAAUAACUAAAACGGCUGCUAUGGAAUGAACAGAUAGCGCCACCAUUGCCUUGUGUGUUUGACGUAAUUCCACUGCUGUCGCAAUUUUUAUGUCUAUAUACGGUGGUGCCUCCGUUUACAUGUGGCCGGCGAACGUUAGUAUAGUUUGCUUCAAUGAUCUAUUGCUGCUGUUCGUUCAAAACUUACAGUUCAAAAGCGAGACGGACCUUUGCACUAGACGAUACACUUGCCGUUUUACUGGCAUUUGUUCUUUUCGAUUUUAGAGUACUUGCUUACCUGCCGGCCUGUUUACUCAUUUUCUUCGUCAAUCCGACGAGAACAAUCCUCCUGCGGCUGCUGAUAUAGUAGCCUUCGAAAUGAGUCCACAGGGUUGGCACAUCCAAGACUUCGGAUUAUCGAUUUCGCCACUUUGACUGUUGAAUCAGCUAAUUUAACUCCUCUCUGGAGCCACCAUCAGGAUUUGAAGAUCUCGUAGCUUGGCGAUCCAUAUCAUCAGUGGGUG
Molecule: messenger RNA, 3592 nt
Organism: Aedes albopictus (Asian tiger mosquito)
Lineage: Eukaryota; Metazoa; Arthropoda; Insecta; Diptera; Culicidae
Exons: 2
Coding region: 259-1980 (573 amino acids)
Source: RefSeq, a predicted model, not a curated record